UCCCUCGCCCCAGAAUACUACUCGUCUACGGAACUUGCUACGCCACUUAGUUCACGCGCACUGGCUAUGACGCGGGUAUGAAGCAGUAUUGAGAAAAUGGCUACAAACGACACUUUCGCACUGACAUCUUGAAAAUUACAAAAUAACGAUGCCGUCCCGCGUAUUAAGUGCGCGAACGGGAAGCGGGGAGGUGAGCGUGGCGGACAGCCCGCUCGCCACCUUCGAGUCGCUCACACAAGCCGCCGUCAUCGCGGUCAUGGGUGUGGCCAUCGUUGUAUCGAACCUUCUUAUCAUUGCUGCUUUCCUCAACUUCAAAGGUUUAUCGAAUGAGGUUAUCAACUAUUACCUCCUGUCACUGGCAGUUGCAGAUUUGCUAUGUGGCCUUUUCGUGGUUCCUCUAUCUGUUUAUCCCGCUAUUACUGGCCGAUGGAUGUUUGGAGACCUCAUGUGUCGAUUGGCCGGAUACGUCGAAGUUACGCUUUGGUCCGUCUCAGUAUACACAUUCAUGUGGAUCUCAGUGGAUCGGUAUCUCGCCGUGAGGAAACCUCUCCGUUAUGAGACGGUUAGUUUGACGGUACAAACUCGCACGCGAAGCCAAUGCUGGAUGGUAUUCACCUGGAUAUCUGCCGCUAUGCUCUGUUGUCCGCCUCUCCUUGGAUACAAAAAGGAAGCUAAUUUCGAUAAGGAAACCUUUAUUUGUAUGUUGGAUUGGGGAACGACGUAUGCUUACACGGCGACUUUAGUUAUUCUAGUUCUCGGGCCGAGCGUUAUUUCAAUAGUGUACAACUACUUCUACAUAUUCUCCAUGAAAAGAAAAUUGAAUAGCGGUGCUCCGAUCCACGAUAAGGAAUACGCGACUGCGCUAGCUGAGAACCUCUCUAACCCGAGUCAUUGGAUGAGCUUCAUCCUUGUCACAGCGUUUUGGCUCAGCUGGGCUCCGUAUUCAGGCGUCAGGCUCUACGAGUACUUCACUGAUCAGGAGCUUAAGAUACCAAUGCUUCACUUCGGCGUCGUAUGGCUCGGGAUUUUAAAUUCUUUUUGGAAAAUCGUCAUUCUCAUAUCUUUUAGCCCUCAAUUUCGACUCGCACUAAGGAUAUUGUGCUUAACAGCUUGCUGUCGAACGAAAGGCCGCCUGCAAGCUGAAUUGAUUGGCAUGGACAAUGAUGAUUAAUUUAACUAACCAUAACGUUUACUAAAUUCUAAAAAUUACUUUCAAUGUUUAUAUAUGUUGAAGUUUUGUUUAUUUUUGGUGAAUUGAGGGUUUAGAGGUAAUACUAUGUGGGUUUUUGAUUCCUAUUUUAUGUAUCGUUUUGAUUUGCUUACGUUAAAUCAUAAUGCGAACACAAAAUGUUAGAAUAUAAUAUAAGACUGAGAACAGACGUCCAGUUUUUAAGUAUCGGUGAAUUAUUAUUAUAUUGGUUAUUAUUAGCGGUUACUAUAAUACGACUCACAGAGGAUUAUUAAUACUGUAUUUAGUAGGAAAUAUAUGGAAUAUUUAUCGUGUAUAUUUUAGAAAUUGAAUGUCUGCUCUCAGCGUCACAUUUGAGAAUAUUUAUUUAUUCGUUAUAAUACAACAACAAUCACUACCAAAGUCAUUCCUUAAGUUAAGAUAGAGCAUAGUAUAUUUACACUUGUUCACUGUUUAGAGGUCAUUUUAUGUCAUAUGUAUAAAUACGAAUUGAGUUCUUUGGAAAUGAUCAAAUUGACACGAUAUAUGUAUAGUUGUAUAUAUUAUAUUAUAUUUGGACAAUAAUGGUUACUUUGACCUUGUGUUGUAGAGUAUGCAAUAAUGGUUUCAUAUCAUUUUUUUGAAUCGGUAGAUUUUAAACUCGAAACGAGAUUAUUUAUGAUU
Messenger RNA from Vanessa atalanta (red admiral), 1852 nucleotides. It is a transcript of the gene DopEcR, whose product is annotated as G-protein coupled receptor 52. The record is from RefSeq and is a predicted model, not a curated record. Gene Ontology annotation, cellular component: membrane. The transcript is spliced from 5 exons. NCBI's taxonomy places the organism in Eukaryota, Metazoa, Arthropoda, Insecta, Lepidoptera, Nymphalidae. Gene Ontology annotation, biological process: G protein-coupled receptor signaling pathway. Gene Ontology annotation, molecular function: peptide binding; G protein-coupled receptor activity. The coding region runs from base 149 to 1171 and encodes 340 amino acids.